AAAGCCGUCUAAUUAAUUAACUAAUACUCCUACCCUGUUGUUAUUGUCUCUAUUUUUUUUUUUUUUUUGUUUUGGGUAAAAUUGAAAUUAAAAUAGCAAGAGUAGAAGCAGCACAGCAUAACCUCACUUUCUCUCUCUAACCUCUAUCCAUUUGGCUUCUGUUUUGAGCUGUUGGCAUGCCUCCACCCAAUUCCCCAAAAAUACAAAGGGUACUCAAACUAAAACCAAAAGACAAAGCAAGAAAAUUAUAGAGAGAGAACAGAGUCAUCGAUCCUCUUUCACUCUUCUUCCCCUCUCCGCUCUUAAUAGUAAUGCGCACCUGAGAGAGAGAGAGAGAGAGAGAGAGUCCUCAGUUCUCGCCGGAAAUGCAUUGAUUGCGGAACCUACUUCCAAAGCAGCAGAAAAUGCGCCAACAACUUCUGUGUGAUGAUCAAAACCAAAGCGACGUCAAGAACAAAACCUCCGACGCAGAGAAGGCAUCUCAGCCUCCGCCGGUGGUGGUAACCGGGCGUAGCCGGUCACAAGGCGGAAGCCGAAGAGUGACGCCAGCGGAAGAAGCUGAUAGGACCGCAGAGAAGCUCUUACCCAACGGUGAUAUUUACAUGGGGAGCUUCUCGGGUAGCGUACCCAACGGAUCGGGGAAGUACCUGUGGAAGGAUGGGUGCAUGUACGAGGGUGAUUGGAAGAAAGGAAAAGCUUCUGGAAAAGGCAAGUUCUCGUGGCCUUCGGGUGCUACCUACGAGGGCGAUUUCAAAUCGGGUCGAAUGGAGGGAUUCGGAACCUUCACCGGAUCCGAUGGCGACACUUACCGCGGCUCAUGGAGCUCAGACAGGAAACACGGAUACGGGCAGAAGCAUUACGCCAACGGGGAUUUCUACGAGGGGCCGUGGAAGCGGAACUUGCAGGAGGGGAAGGGGAGGUACGUGUGGAAGAACGGGAACGAGUACGUUGGGGAUUGGAAGAACGGUGUUAUUUGUGGGAAGGGUGAGCUUGUUUGGGCGAAUGGGAAUCGGUACGAGGGGCAAUGGGAGAAUGGGGUUCCUAAGGGUCAAGGGGUUUUCACUUGGCCUGAUGGGAGUUCCUACGUUGGGUGCUGGAACAAGGACCUUAAGAUGCACCUUCUCAAUGGAACUUUCUACCCUAAGAAUGGCUCUCUCUUGGGUGGUGAUGAUUUCACUGUCACAAUGAGGAAGAGGUCUUCUGUGGACAGUGCUAGAGGGAGCGUCGCAGAGAAGAGUUUUCCCAAGAUUUGUAUAUGGGAAUCGGAGGGAGAAGCGGGUGAUAUAACUUGUGAUAUAAUCGAUAAUGUGUCGUUGUUGUAUAGGGAUGGAAUUGGGAGCGGGUCAGAUCGGAAAGAGGUUAAGCAGUUUCACCGGAACCCUUGUUUUUCCGGUGAGGUGAAGAGGCCGGGACAAACUAUAUCUAAGGGCCAUAAGAAUUAUGAGCUCAUGCUUAAUCUGCAACUGGGUAUAAGGUACUCUGUUGGGAAGGAAGCUUCCAUAGCGCGAGAGCUUAAGCCUGGUGAUUUUGAUCCCAAGGAGAAGUUUUGGACAAGGUUCCCCGCUGAAGGAUCCAAGAUUACGCCACCACAUCAGUCAGUGGAGUUUCGCUGGAAGGACUACUGCCCUAUGGUUUUUAGACAAUUGAGGAAGCUAUUUCAGGUAGAUCCUGCUGAUUACAUGUUAGCUAUAUGUGGGAAUGAUGCCCUCAGGGAGCUUUCGUCUCCCGGGAAAAGUGGAAGCUUCUUCUACUUGACCCAAGAUGACAGAUUUAUGAUAAAGACGGUGAAGAAAUCCGAAGUCAAGGUGCUUCUUCGGAUGCUUCGUAGUUAUUACCAGCAUGUUUCUCAGUAUGAGAAUUCACUUGUGACAAAAUUCUACGGGGUACACUGUGUCAAACCAGUUGGAGGCCAAAAGACUCGGUUCAUUGUCAUGGGAAAUCUUUUCUGCUCAGAAUAUCCAAUCCAUAGACGAUUUGACUUGAAAGGAUCUUCACAUGGCCGUACAACAGAUAAGACCGCAGAAGAAAUUGAUGAAACUACAACCCUUAAGGACCUGGAUCUCAAUUUUGUGUUUCGCCUGCAAAGAAAUUGGUUCAAGGAUCUCAUCAAACAGAUUGAGCGGGAUUGUGAGUUCUUGGAAGCUGAAGGAAUUAUGGAUUACAGUCUUUUAGUUGGCCUUCAUUUUCGUGAUGAUUAUACGUAUGACAAAAUGGGAUUGUCGCCGUUUCUUUUGCGUAAUGGAAAGCACGAUUCCUAUCAGAGUGAGAAGUUCAUGCGCUGUUAUCGCUUCCUUGAAGCUGAGCUACAGGAUAGGGAUCGAGUUAAAUCUGGCCAGAAAUCGUUGAUUAGAUUAGGUGCCAAUAUGCCUGCGAGAGCCGAGCGCAUGGUUCGAAGGAGUGACUUUGAUCAAUACACAACUGUUGGAAUCAGCCAUUUGACCCCUUAUCGCACUGGGGAGACAUACGAUGUUGUUUUAUAUUUCGGGAUUAUCGACAUUUUGCAAGAUUAUGAUAUCAGUAAGAAAUUGGAGCAUGCUUACAAGUCCUUACAGGUUGACCCUUCAUCAAUCUCUGCUGUUGAUCCAAAGCUGUACUCGAAAAGGUUCCGGGAUUUUGUGGGUAGAAUAUUUAUUGAAGACCGGUAGCUGUAAGUAAAAACAAGGCUGAAAUAUUGUCAUGAAUCAUGAUGAUUAAGGAUAUUGAUCUGAAUAUUCAGAGAAAAUAGCCGAAAGUUGAAUCCAUUGGUGGAGUGCUUGCAGUUGACUGUUUGAUUCACGGCCCACUGUUUCUGUGGCUAUGACGGAGAGAGCUCACCUGAAUGCAGGUUGUUUUUGUGGCUGAAUUUUGAAGAUACAGCCAUGAUAAUGAAGGCAGGGAGAUCUUUGUACAUGGAGGUUUAUGGUGGAAAUGAUCUCUGUCUUUUUCUCUUGUUUUUCCCUUGAUGAGGGUGGGGUUUGUGGAUUUUUUGUGGUCAGCAAAUAGGAUAUGAAUAUGAUGUGAAAAAGGAUAGAUCGAAGAGUCAUGAAAAUGUUUCCCUGAUAUUGGAUUCAAAAUGCGUGGAUGGUUUGGUAAUAAAGUGUACAGUUCAUAUACAAAGGAUAGAUGGCGGAAUUUUUUUUAAAAAAGGGUAAUUUCUUGUAUAGUUUGAGAUAUUUUGUGUCAAGGAUGUGAAAUGGAGGGGGGCCCAAUGGCUCGUUGGGAUUUCUCACCUCUCCCACACGACCCUAGUAUAAUAGAGUUCCAUUAUUUAAACAUCAAAACAUUAAAUUAAUACUAUUGUAUAUGAUAUUAUUUUU
Abrus precatorius (Indian licorice) is the source of this 3296-nucleotide messenger RNA. RefSeq names its product phosphatidylinositol 4-phosphate 5-kinase 1. Gene Ontology annotation, biological process: phosphatidylinositol metabolic process. Gene Ontology annotation, molecular function: 1-phosphatidylinositol-4-phosphate 5-kinase activity; ATP binding. NCBI's taxonomy places the organism in Eukaryota, Viridiplantae, Streptophyta, Magnoliopsida, Fabales, Fabaceae. The record is from RefSeq and is a predicted model, not a curated record. The transcript has 8 exons. Bases 405 to 2645 code for a protein of 746 amino acids.